AUGGCUAUGUUCGUCGUUUCUGGCAGGCUAGGUAUACCUUCAAAUAGCCGGAGUGAAACUCUAACUAAAACCGAUCACAGUGAGGACCACAGAGGCACUCCUGAGGCCCCCGGGCGUGUCGUCACUUUGAUCGAGAGAUCUUACUGGGAACAGCUAACUGAUAGUCACGACUCUGCUCCAGAGCGAGUUUGGGGGGUUGCAUACCGUAUCAUUCCCGAGAAAGUAACCGAAGUCAAGGAGUAUCUCGAUAUCCGCGAGAUCAACGGUUACACCAUUCACCACGCUCCAUUCCAUCCUGCCGAUAGCUCUCCCCCUAUUCGUACUCUGGUCUACAUCGGCACCCCAGAUAAUGAGCAAUUUGUCGGCCCUCAGGACCCCCAGGAGCUCGCCGAGCACAUCUUCCGCAGUCAAGGCCCCAGCGGCCUGAACAAAGACUACCUGUUGAGCCUCGAUACCGCCCUCAGCGAGCUUGCUCCCGAUAGUGGCGAUCAUCACAUCCAUGACCUGGCCCGCCGUGUCAGGGAACUUGAGAAGUAUUGUGAGGAUGAAACUAAACUCCUCAACCCGACGACCUUAGUCCAUCAACAAAAGCACAGUACCGAGGAGGCAGAAGAAAUAGAAGAGCCACAUCACUAG
Molecule: messenger RNA, 636 nt
Organism: Fusarium mangiferae
Lineage: Eukaryota; Fungi; Ascomycota; Sordariomycetes; Hypocreales; Nectriaceae
Exons: 2
Coding region: 1-636 (211 amino acids)
Biological process (GO): glutathione catabolic process
Cellular component (GO): cytoplasm
Molecular function (GO): glutathione specific gamma-glutamylcyclotransferase activity; gamma-glutamylcyclotransferase activity
Source: RefSeq, a predicted model, not a curated record